UGCAACAGAAACGUGUCGUGCACGCGCAGUAGCUGUUUGCCGCCAGUCAGCUCGUCGUUGAUAACCGCAACACGCGGCUUGUGACUAGUUUUAGUCCAAACGAUCAAGUUCUGGCGUAAUACACUUGUGCUUUUUAGCUUUGUUUGGAUUCGAAUCGACUGGGUUCGCAACAGUAGCAGAAGCGAACAGCAGAUCCGGGUUUUGGCGCUCGUUUGCGGAGUUGGGAUUCUAAAGCUUUGUAGGCCGCAGUGUCUGAGAUCAACAACAACAUGGCCGAUGAUUUGGACAUCGAAGCAAUGCUCGAGGCUCCAUAUAGAAAGACUUGCCUAUAUCUCACCUCUACUCCCAUGAAUUCCAGUGUGAACUGUCAAAAAAAUGAAGGGCAAGAUGUGUGACUGAGGUGGCAUCGAGCUCUUUCAAUCCACGAAGGCAAAUGGGGUGAAGAUCACUGGAAUGGCAUCCACCACUGGAGCUCGUUUAGUGGCUGGCUGCUAGCGUUGCCACUUUGGGUCUUAGGCUCAGAUAGCCUUGGUACUGAAGCUGUUGGGCUGCCUCAUGAAUGAAUGAAGUGCCUAAAAAUGCAAUGUUAUUUGACAUACCCAGCAUAGCACUAGCACUUGAAUUUUUUUUUUUUUUUUUUUUUUUUUGGUCGCCUUACACAAGUAAUACAAGCACUAGUAAGGAAGAACGACUUUGGAAGCUAUGUGGUUGGUUUCCUUUUAAAGGUCCCCCUUGUAUUUGUCAUCCUCCCGCCCAAACCCUGUAAUGAACUCCUAUUUAAUGAUCAUAUCAUGUUCUCUUUUGUUCCCAUCCCUUCUUUAUCCUUACGACUUGAAAUGUUUCGCCGUCCUCCUCAUGCUGUCUUCUAUCGACCCUGCUUAGGAUGACAACAAGUCCUUAAGUUCCAAUGGCCACGAGGAGCGGAGCAAGAAGAAAAAGAAGAGCAAAAGUCGCAGCAGAAGCCACAGUCGGGAAAAGAAAAGAAGCAGGAGUCGUGAUCGCAAGAGAAGCCAUGACCGCAGGAGGAGCCGCAGCAAAGAUCGGAAGCGCAGCCGCAGCAGGGAGAGACGACGCAGCCGUUCCAGGAGCAGGGAGCGUGGUGGUCGCUACAAAGCUCCAUUUUCUGGCCUGAAAUUUAACGGUGGUCCCAGGGGGAAGACUGGCCCACCACCUGCCAUCAAACUAAGCCGUAGAAGGUCUAGAAGCCGCAGUCCUUUCAAGAAAGAGAAAAGCCCUAUAAGGAAGCCCAUUGAUAAUCUCACCCCCGAAGAAAGGGAUGCACGCACAGUGUUUUGCAUGCAGCUGGCAGCCAGGAUCCGGCCACGAGACUUGGAAGAAUUUUUUUCUGCAGUGGGAAAAGUGCGAGAUGUGAGAAUUAUCUCUGAUAGAAACUCUAGAAGAUCUAAAGGAAUUGCAUACAUUGAGUUUGUGGAUACCACCUCUGUACCUUUGGCAAUUGGCCUGUCUGGUCAAAGACUACUCGGAGUACCAAUCAUUGUGCAGGCUUCACAGGCUGAGAAAAACAGAGCCGCUGCAUUGGCCAACAACUUGCAGAAGGGCAGUGCUGGACCUAUGAGACUUUAUGUUGGCUCAUUGCAUUUUAAUAUCACAGAAGACAUGCUCCGAGGCAUCUUUGAGCCAUUUGGAAGGAUUGAUAGUAUUCAACUGAUGAUGGACAGUGAAACAGGACGAUCAAAAGGAUAUGGCUUUAUCACAUUUUCUGAUGCUGAAUGUGCCAAGAAGGCUCUGGAACAGCUUAAUGGCUUUGAGUUGGCUGGCAGACCAAUGAAAGUGGGACAUGUGACGGAGAGGACUGAUGCCUCCACUGCCAGCUCCUUCCUGGACAACGAUGAGCUGGAAAGGACAGGCAUUGAUCUGGGAACUACUGGUAGACUUCAACUCAUGGCCAGACUGGCCGAAGGUACUGGUCUGCAGAUCCCACCUGCUGCACAGCAGGCCCUUAACAUGAGUGGCUCCAUGGUAGCCAUGGCUGCAGCUACUGCUGCUAUGAACCCUGGAUUGAGUUUUAACCUCAAUAUGCCCCCAAACCAAGCAUUGAAUCUACCAUCACAACCAAUUGCAACGCACUGUUUCCAGCUGUCUAAUAUGUUCAAUCCAAACUCAGAAAAUGAUCUUGGUUGGGAAAUUGAGAUUCAGGAUGAUGUCAUUGAGGAGUGCAACAAACACGGUGGAGUCAUACACAUAUACGUGGACAAGAAAUCAGCUGAAGGUAAUGUCUAUGUGAAGUGUCCCAGCAUUCCUGCUGCUAUGGCUGCUGUCAGUGCGUUACAUGGACGUUGGUUUGGAGGUAAAAUGAUCACAGCAGCUUAUGUUCCUCUUCCUACAUACCACAACCUUUUCCCAGAGUCAGUGCAGGCAACACAGCUUCUUAUGCCCAGUCGCCGGUGAUCAAUCACCUCUGGAAGACUCAACUUUUUCAGCCUUGUUCUUUUUAACUUUUGGACAACAAUAACCGUUCUGCAAGCUGUGGCACAGUUGUUUUUGUUUCCUUUUAAGUUGGUUACAAAACCAAUAAGUUUAAAAGUUUCACUUGAAUAGUGUCCUUACAGGUCUUGGACAUUGAGAGAAGUUCUGUGGUGUAAAAGAAGUUUCCUAUGUACAGCCUACUUAUUGAAUUUUGCUUCUUGAUCUUUAAUUGUUCAUAUUUUUCUCCCCUUCCACAUUGUCUUUGUGAUUGAUCUGAUUGGCAUGUUUCUCACUUGAGGAAGUGUACAAUUUUGACAGAUACACAAGUCUUGAAUUUAAACUGCGAUUUUGAUCAGACAUUAAUUCAACUUUUUGGCUCUAUGAGCUGUGGCAACUAAAUGGCUGACAAUUAUCUUUUGUUCAUUUAGAGACCAUAAAGUUUAGAGACAUCUUGUUUUUCUAAUCAAGAUUUGAUUUUUGUAAAGUCCUUGAGGAAAGUUAAUUUCAAAUAAAGCCAAGAUAACUAAAAAAAAAAAAAA
Messenger RNA from Carassius auratus (goldfish), 2966 nucleotides. Its product is annotated as RNA-binding protein 39-like. The coding region runs from base 1297 to 2409 and encodes 370 amino acids. Gene Ontology annotation, cellular component: nucleus. Gene Ontology annotation, molecular function: RNA binding. The transcript has 17 exons. Gene Ontology annotation, biological process: mRNA processing. NCBI's taxonomy places the organism in Eukaryota, Metazoa, Chordata, Actinopteri, Cypriniformes, Cyprinidae. The record is from RefSeq and is a predicted model, not a curated record.